AGGCGCAGUCACCGCCUUUGCGGAGCGCUUGGAUCGCUGAGGCGGGCGGGAGUCGGUCUCCAUGGAAACCGGCGGCUGAGGCCUGAGGCCUGGAGCCCGUUGAGAGGCGGAGGAGAGUAAUCGCUGAGGGCAUCAAACAUGUCACGCGCACCAAUACCACCAUCACACGUUGGUGCUACAGCCCCUGAAUCGUUUACGGUACUUAAGCAGCGGAUUGUUACAGUUGAGGAACAAACGGAUUCAUUAUUUAAAGAACUGGGGGCCUUGGGUGUGGAGAGUGAGGAUUUGACCAACGUCAAAGUUGGUGGGGGUGACAUUCACAGGCCCGUCAGUCCCUUCCAUGUCCGAAACGUGUUUACAACUGAGAGUGACGUACUGUGGAAAAACUAUGAAUCUCUAGUGAGUCGUGUCUGCCGCCUGGAAAGUGUUAUCCAGACGCUGAAGCUAAAUGUGUUUCGAAUACAAACAGAGAAAGAGCUAAACCCAGAACAUUCAGCCCAUGUCACAGAACGUCUGGCUGCAAUGCAGGGAGAGCAUGCAGAAGAGCUAAAGAAAUUGAAGCGAGAGGUUAUAUGUUACCGACAGCAUCUGAGUGAACUUAGUGAGGAAAAAGAGAGCGCUCAGGAGGAGAUGGAGAGGCUGAGUGCUGCCCUAGAGAUUACCACAGCAACUAAGGCUGAUGUGGCAAUGGCAGCAGAAGAACUGAAAGCAACAAAAAGCAGAAUGAUCAGAAGAUUGCAACAGAUAAAUGAACAAUUGUCACAGGAAGUGAGUCUCCGGAAAGCUCUGGAAGAAUCCCACGUUGCUUUGCUACAACGUGUGCAAGAUAUGGAGAAAGUGGUGAUGGCUGAGAGAGAGCAGGUGAAGACACUUCAACAGGACUGCCUUGUGCUCAGGAAGGAUAGUCAGGUAACUCAGGAGAGAUUGCAGCAAGAGCAGCAGAAUGCAAAUGAUUUGGACAAUAUCUACAAACAGUUAAAAAUAGAAGCAGAUGCAAAGGAGUCCAUUAUAACUCAGAUGGCUGAUGAGGCAAAGAAUACACAUCUUUUGUUGAAUAAACAUCAGAAGGAGAACACAGAAAUACGCUGUGAAAUUACAUCAUUGAGGGACGUCGCUGAGAAAGUGCAGGUAUUGAAUGAUCAGUUAAACAAACAGUGCACGGAGCUAAGUACCACACUGCACUCUGUUUCCAUGGAGAAUGCUAAACUUUUGAUGGAACAUCAAGCAGCUCUUAAGUCUGAACAGGACAAAAUGACUGAAAAGUUGCGAGAACAAGAUCUUUUACUGGACGCGGCAAGAGCAAAUAUUACAGCAGAGUUACACAUUGCAUUGCGUGAAAAACAACAGUUCAAAAAAGAUCUUGAAACUUUAAGAUUGGAACAUACUCAGAUACAGCUAAAGUUUCAAAUGGUGGAAGACAAGGCGACAACACAUAAGGAGCUUCUCAAGUCAGUAAUUGUUCGCCUGCGAGAGGACUUUAAAAAAGCAGAUGAUGAACAUGAAAAUACUCAACAAGAAAAGGAUAGCUUGUUGGAUCAAGUAAAUAAAACAUUGGGUGAAAUUAUAGAGGAGAGGAAUACGUAUGAGAAGCAACUGACUGAAAAGCAGUUGGAGGUGGGCACUUUGUCUGCUGCUUUGGUGAAACAACAGGAAGAAAAUGGACGUCUUAUGGAAUGUCUGGCAGCUGUUGAACACCAGCAGCACGCACAGCAGCAAAUAAAGCAAGUCCUUGCUGAACUGACAGAGAGUAAAAACAAAUUGGCAUAUGAAAAAGGAAAGCUACAGACAAGAGUGGAGCAAUUACAGGAGGAAUUGAAGUGUACAUCUGCUGCCAAUUUUGAGAAUACCAAAUUAAAAAAACGUAACACAGCCCUGGAGUCUAAAUAUAGUCAGAUUAAUACAGAGUUCAGCACAUGCAAGAUUAAUACACAAAGACUUGAGGCUCAGCACAAACAGGCCCAGUUGGCAAUGGAGCAAAAAGAGGAAGAUUUUGCAAAGGCAAUUAAGUCUCGUGAUGAGAUACUUCGAGAAAUCCAAAAACUAAAAGAACAUUCAGAAGUUAUACAAGAGAAAGACAAACAGAAGGUCAUAAAUCUUCAGCAGCAGUUGAUGGAUUGUAAACAAGACAGUAACAAGAUAGCAGAAACCCUGGAGAAUGUAUUGACGUCACACACGAAACUCCAACACACAGUGGAGAAACUGCAGACAGAACUUGGGCAGAGAGAUGCAGAGAUAAAAGGCUUACAUCGAGAAAGGUCAUAUAAUCAUCAGACUCUUCAGAGGCUACAAGCUGAGCUUCAGGAUCUACAGGCUAAACUAGCUACCACGGAAACACAGCACAACAUUCAGGUGGAGCCUCUCCGAAAAGCACUGGAAAUUUCAAAGCAAGACAAUAAGAAGCUAGCUCGCAGCCUGGAACAGACUCUGCUCACAACCAACGGCUUGCAGAUCAAACUAAAUCAACUCCAGUCUGAGCUAGAUGGCAAGGAAUUACAGCAACAACAACUUCAGCAUACCAGGGAGCAAGAAGCUGAGGAUGCCAAAUUGGAGUCUAAAAUGUUUGCUGAAAGAAUUGAAGCUUUGAAGAACCAGUUCCAAAGUGAGAGAGAGACUGCACGGAAAGCCAAUCAGAAGGAAAUAAUGGAGCUUAAAAAAGGGCUUUGUGCUGCAGCAAAGUCGGCAGAACUGUCACGUGCCAAUAGGGAAUUGCGACAGAACGCUGCUGAGUUGGAGAAGACCAUAACAAGUCUGAAGGCAAAAAUCAAAGAUCAGAAAGGACAGCUGAAGCAUUACCUGGAGUGCAAAGCAACCAACACACAAUAUUCCAGUAGGAUGAAGGAAUUUGAAGCAGACUUAACAAGGAUGGAGAAAAUGAAGGGAGAGUAUGAAAAAAAGAACUAUGAACAGUCUCAGAUGAUUCACAAGUUUAUGACUGAGAUGCAGAGUCUACAAGCAGAGCUUCAGAGCGUGGCAAAGAAUCAGCAUGAGGCAAUGCUGCUCUGCAAACAGCAGGAAUUCCAGUUAGAAACAGAGGACAAACUACGACAUGAGCUGCAGAAUAAAUGUCGGAGUCUAGAGGAAAAGGUGAAGAAUCUGCAAAUGUGCAAAGAGGCAGCUGAGCAGAAACUGAAGGAAGCCAGUUUAGAGUCACAGCAGAUCAGUGCUAAUCUAGAGGAAGCACACCAGUGGUUUAAGUCCAAGUUUGACACUCUACAAACAGAACUGAAACAAUCACGUGAAAGGGACCGAUGGAAAGAACAACUGGGUGACAAGGAGAACUUAGAGAACAUCAAUGUACAAGACCUUUAUUCAAGAUCAAGACAAAGGGCAAAGGACACAAAAAGGCUACUUGUUAAAAGUCCCAGUGAAUCCUGCCUCAACCGCUGGGAAACAAACAGGAACUGAAGCUUCUUUCCAGGAACUAUUGGGAUGCCAUGGCUAAGAAAUAAAAAAAUCAAAAGAAAUGAAGUAAACUUGAAUCUAAAUUAAGGAAAUGUGAUCUUUAAUUAUUGGAAGUCUUUUUCUUCACUUGAAAUAAUACAAUACCGGCUGCUGUAAAGUAAAUGGAAGCAAUUUGGAUUUGAUUUAUUUGUAUGUCUCUGCUUUUCCAUAUUUUCCACACCUUCAGGCUGACUCUGUUAUAAUGAGCCUCGUUACAGAGUGGGUCCACUU
This is a messenger RNA of Callorhinchus milii (elephant shark), 3672 nucleotides long. It is a transcript of the gene ccdc150, whose product is annotated as coiled-coil domain containing 150. The coding region runs from base 139 to 3405 and encodes 1088 amino acids. The record is from RefSeq and is a predicted model, not a curated record. Lineage: Eukaryota; Metazoa; Chordata; Chondrichthyes; Chimaeriformes; Callorhinchidae. The transcript is spliced from 27 exons.